GGGAAUUUGAUUGAUUGAAAAUUUGACUCCCAGAUCGCAGCCGCUCGCCCCAUGCUCUUCGGGUUGCCCCGACUGAUUGGCUAUCGGAUUCGGGUCUCAUGUACCUCAGAACUGCGCUUUCUUCCUGACCCGUGAGCAACUCAAUCCUUUUUCGUCGUACCAACCAUUGUGUACAACCGAUUUACCGCAACCAUACUAGCUCAUUCUAACCCUUUCGUUUUCCCCUACGGAGUACAUUGCAAUGGAGCCAGAUCGCAAAAUCGAGGACUUCAAACGCCAAUCCGUUGAAUGUCUUGAUGGCGUGUAUGAAGAAAUUGAAAGCUUUGCCGACGAUGUCUAUAUCCUGAGCGACGAGCACCUGCAAGCGCUCAACAUACGGAACCUUGCGCCGCUCGACGUGGAGGAACAUUCUGUCGAUUUUGGCCCGCGGUUCUUCUACCCUCGUUUCACACUCGAACAAGCACAGCAAAAGACGGUCGAAUUCGUCGCCGAACGUGGAGCGUCUGGUGGCCUCCCCGCCUGGCCAAAGAGAUGCCGGCGGGGCUCUUCUCUUACAUUAGACCGGCAUCCGCUUUGCUGUCCCAUGACACAUGCCGCUUUCAGACUGGAAUGGUUCUUGGAGAUGACAGGGAUGGGAUGUUGUCAUCCCGACGAAGUAACAUGCCCGGCGGUCUGGCAUGGCUUGGGCUGGGAUUGCCUACACACGUGCAACUUGGUUCCCCCUGGAUGCAACCAUCCAAUUCGUAACCCGCGCGGUACGCUUGUCGGAGAUCCCCCGCGCCCGUAUAGCUUCCAUGUUAGCAUGGUCUUCCUCAUUCAGGAUCCCUCAGCGGAUAAGCCACACAUUGGAGCCACGGUUCUGGACAGCACCGAGUCGGGUGAGCAAGAUGCCUUGCGGAGCGAGGUGGCCGCUGCCAUUUGGCUCCUGAAGCAACAAUUCCGUCGAGGUGACUUUCGCCAACACCAUACUUUGCCCGCUCUCGUGUUUUCUUUUCAACAUGAUCAGUUCGGCCGGAUCACGCAGUUCCACUUCAAUGGCCAAUCCCUCAUGUUGCGUCAGUCCCGGCUUCUCAACUUCCGAAGCGACGAACCAACAACCGAUGCGUACCACAUGCUUCGGUGGAUAGCCAACCAGCCAAUGGGCGAGACGAGGUUUCUCAAACCUGGAGCGAACAUGGUGAAGGAGCCUGAAGUCGAUACGGACAAGCCAGAUGGGAGAUUGCCUGCUAACGUGCCCUCAUCUGAUAUCCAAUGUCCUGGUGUCUAG
This is a messenger RNA of Chaetomium strumarium, 1267 nucleotides long. RefSeq lists its product as uncharacterized. The transcript has 4 exons. The record is from RefSeq and is a predicted model, not a curated record. Lineage: Eukaryota; Fungi; Ascomycota; Sordariomycetes; Sordariales; Chaetomiaceae. Bases 242 to 1267 code for a protein of 341 amino acids.